Molecule: messenger RNA, 1456 nt
Organism: Lentinula edodes (shiitake mushroom)
Lineage: Eukaryota; Fungi; Basidiomycota; Agaricomycetes; Agaricales; Omphalotaceae
Exons: 1
Coding region: 373-1353 (326 amino acids)
Source: RefSeq, a predicted model, not a curated record
UCUUGCCGUCUAGCGCCUACCAAUGCCCUUGCCCUUUUGGACUUCGAUUCAAGCGUAUCCAAAGUAAUUGCUACUUCGAGCGACUCGGCAACAACUUUAUCCAUGGUAAAGCAGGUACAACUUCGACCACGAUGAACAUAAAAGGAAGGUGAAAUUUGGCUUAUUGUUCAUUGUGCAUUUACAGUGAUUACUGAGAUCCCAAUUUGGCAAAUUCUCCUUUGUCCCAUUUCCUUGAACCACAUUUACCACGAUCUGCACGACGAAGAUGGUUGAAUUUGGUGGUCAAUGUAGAUCUAAGGUGGAUGGCCCUGUCCAGGAUAAAAUUGGUAUAAAAGGCUCUAGCUGGAAAUCUUACAGAAUCCUCUUAUCACGAUGGCUUUAUUCGAAACCUUUUCUAAUACUUCUACUGAGAGCCUCCUUGGCACACAAUACCUUUCUGUGUCGAGGAGGGGUUCAGCCCCCGCUUCCCCGAUGUCUUCGACUUUCUUCGACUCCGAUCUCCUGGCACGCUCGAUUUCACCUGUUCCAUCGAACUAUGCCCUUUAUACUCGGUCCAGACCUACCUCCACCGAUUCCAGCUUCUUCGAUUUUCAAUCGUUCGUGCCCGUUACUUCGAACCAUCCUCAGGUUUCUGCCGCUGCAAACAAUAGCACCGGUUUGAUGGACCAACUCGCCGGUGCUCUUCGUCGGGUUGAGGAGAAUAACCAGAUAUCUCCUCUGAUCGACGACAAGGCGAGUUUUAUGUCAAAGCAAACAACAAGAUCGAGGGUUAUUAGACGCUCUGACGUGGUCGUUGAGGCGAUCACCGAUGGUGAACAAGGACUGCUCGACGUAGUUCCUGUUACCGAGGACCAAGCGGAGAACAAGAAAAAUAGAAGGUUCCUACCUAAAUUCUUGCGGCGGGCAAUGUCGACCAGCGGGGCGCUGAACGCUCAGAUUCUUGAUCGGAAGACCGCCUUCUCCAAACCUGGACACAGUCCCUUAACGCCGUCCAGCCGCGCUAACACUGUUCCAACCUCUGUAAGCAAAGGAAAGGGAAAGGCGCACUCGAUGUUCCGGUUCCGAGGGCAUCAAGGUGAAAAGCCAGUGCAAGCCCCUCCUCCGCUUGUUUUACCUGACGAAAUUGUCCAGAGACGUCGUCAGGUUCGCCGCAGCGGUUCUUUCGCCGGUUUCUCCACCUCCCCCUUCGCUCCUAGCUCUCCUAUUGUUUUCCGACAUCAUGGAUUGUUCAGCAACACUUGUGCUGAGCCUGUUGGUGCCGAUGGUGAUGAAGACGAGUUGGAUGCUCUGACUCUUGAGGCAACGGCGCUUUCUGCCCAGAUUGGGCAGCGUUGGAUGUAUGCUGAAGAUUAGGUCUCGGCGUAACAGGUUUUCUACUUCCCUUCUGUGCUAUGCAUGCUACUGUUAUUAUGCCCACUUUCUUUGCAUGCUCUCAUUUAUGGUCUUCUAAUUGCCU